Molecule: messenger RNA, 3414 nt
Organism: Pogona vitticeps (central bearded dragon)
Lineage: Eukaryota; Metazoa; Chordata; Lepidosauria; Squamata; Agamidae
Source: RefSeq, a predicted model, not a curated record
GCGGGGCCGUCCGCGAGGGCCCUCCCCCUCUCCUCGGCGGCCAUUUUGCUUGAGGUGGGAGAGCUCGCGCGGGAACGUCAAGGGGGCCUCCCUGUUCGUAUUCUAAUUAUUAUUGUUCUUGUUUUAUUCGAGGACUCAAGGAGGGACUUUUGCCGUUUGUAUUUUUUAAGCCGCCUGCACGAGGCAAGGGGUGGGGCUUUCCGAAGAGGCGAGGCGGUGUUUUGAAAAGGAACAAAAUGGCGGCCGAGCCCCUGGCCGCCGAAGCCGCGACGACAGCGGCGGCUCCUUCUUCCCUCAGCGGCGGCUCCGAGGACUCGGCGUCGACCCGGCGCCUGGCCGACCUGAGGGUGAUUGACCUGCGGGCCGAGCUGAAGCGCCGCAACCUGGACGCCGGGGGCAACAAGAGCGUCCUGCUCGAGCGCCUCAGGAAGGCCAUUGAGGAGGAAGGCGGAGACCCUGAGGAGGUUCCAGUUCCAUCCGAGGCCCCUCCCAAGAAGGUGCCCAAAAGGAGCAGCAAAGGGCGUCGUCCAGAAGAGGAAGGAGUGGACGACAAUGGGCUUGAGGACGACUCAGGAGAUGGCCAGGAAGAUAUUGGAGCAAGUUUGGAUAACUUGCAGGACAUGGACAUGAUGGAUAUUAGUGUUUUAGAUGAAGCGGAAACAGAUAACAGCAGUGGCGUAGACGGCCAGGAAGAGGAGGAGAGCAGUGCUGAUGCUAGACUCGACUCCUUCUCGGGCGGUCAGGACCCUGUGGGUGCAGAGAGGGCAGACGUUCUAGGAGAGCCGGCAGAGUCUCCUGUAGGGAACGUUAAAGAUGUUAAAGAAGAAGCGAGAGAAAUCCCUGUAGCCGAGACCAAAGGCGAGGAGGCCGGAGGCCAACCCGAUCUGACUACGGGUGAUUUUGCAAAUGUGAAGGACUCUGAAGACUGUCCCACGGAACCAGUGUGCCAUUCUAUUCCUGUUAAAUCCAUAGAAAAUGAGAAAAUACUCGACAAUUUGGGUGACACUUGUAAAUCUGAGCCCCUUAAAGAGGAAGAGGAAGAAGAGGAAGACGCAGAAGAGCCCUCCGAAGUGGAGCAGGCGCAGGAAGCGACCAGCCAGUGGCCCGGCAAGCUGGCGGAAGAGGAAGAGGCGCUCGGCCCCGCUGCUCAGCCGGACGAAGAGCUGUUAGACUCGGAGAGCCGUGCGGGCCGGGCCGCGGCCAAGAAGGAGGAAGAGGAAGGCGAAAACUUAGGGGUAGCGAAAGGGAAGCCGAGCGAACAGAGAGUUGAGGAAACCGAGCUGGACUCUGACUCUUUAGCGGUAGAGAGCAGGAGUGGUGGUGGAGGAGGAGGUGAGAGUAGCGGAGGCGCGCAAGCGGAGGAAGCCAGUAGUGAGGCAGCCGCAGAGACGGACGCAGGUCCCCAGGCGGCUAGCCCAGAAGCCGAGAAGAUGGAAGCCAAGGCUAAUGGUGAGGAAGAGUCCUCCGCCACUAGAGAGCCCUCUGCCCCAGAAGGGGGUGAUCAGAACACGAGCUGUAAUGAGGAUACACAACCCAAAAGUGCUUCAAAAUAUGAGAAGGGUCGCUUGAGUAGUAGCUCUGGCAGAAACCUCUGGGUGAGCGGCCUUUCUUCUUCGACCCGAGCUACAGAUCUGAAGAACCUCUUCAGCAAGUAUGGAAAGGUGGUGGGUGCCAAGGUGGUGACCAACGCCCGCAGCCCUGGCGCUCGUUGCUAUGGCUUUGUCACCAUGUCCUCUUCAGAGGAAGCGACCAAAUGCAUUGCCCACCUCCACCGGACGGAGCUGCACGGCAGGAUGAUCUCUGUGGAAAGGGCCAAAAACGAACCCGCUGGGAAAAAGGUGCUCUCCGAUAAGAAAGAGAACGAGGUGAAGAAAGAGAGAGACCGGCGCCACUCAGCAGACUCGCGAUCGGAAAGGUCGCUCAGCCUUAAGAAAGACGAAAAAGCGGACAGAAAGGAUGAGGCCAAGAAACCAGAAGGGAAAAGUGGCAGCGAAGAGAAAGAAGGGAAAACAACAGAGGAGGAACACAAAGCGAGAUCUGUUAGCCGCUUGAGGUCUACUAAAUCAGCAAGCAGAGGAACUGAGCGGACAGUCGUCAUGGACAAAUCCAAAGGGGAGCCGGUCAUCAGCGUGAAAACCUCAAGCACGUCGAAAGAACGAAGCACAAAGAGUCAGGACUGCAAGUCGGAGAGCAAAGAGAAGCAGGAUAUCCUGUCUUUUGACAAGAUCAAAGAGCAGCGCGAACGGGAGCGUCGGAGGCAGUGGGAGCGGGAGCUCCGAGAGUCCGAACGGCGGAGGGAGCGGGAGCAGCGCCUGCAGGUGGCCCAUGAGUGGGACGAGCGCCAGAGGCUGGAGCGGGAGCGGGAGCGCCUCCACUUCCAGAGGCAGCGCCUGGAGCGGGAGCGUCUGGAGCGGGAGCGUCUGGAGCGCCAGCGCCUGCGCAUCGAGCAGGAGCGGCGGAGGGAGCAGGAGCGCAUCCAGCGCGAGAGGGAGGAGCUGCGCCGCCAACAUGAGCAGCUGCGCUACGAGCAGGCGCGCCGCUCCACCCUGCGGCGGCCCUACGACGGGGACGCCAGGCGGGACGACUCGUAUUGGCCAGAGGCGAAGCGAAUGGCCAUGGACGACCGAUACCAUUCGGACUUCAACCGUCAAGAGCGCUUCCACAGUUUUGAGCAUCGAGAUCGCGGCCGGUAUCAGGACCACGCGGUGGACAGGAGAGAAAGUUCCAGGUCGCUCUCAGGCGGAAAUGGACAGCGUUACCCGGAUGACCGGCACGGCAGCUCCGACCGCCCUUCGCGGGAGAGCUGGGGAGGUUACGGGCCUGAGAGGAGGCUGAGCAAAGGCCGGGGAAUGCCUCCCUCAUCCCGAGACAGUCGUGACUGGGAUCACGGGCGCAAGAUCGAGAGCCAUCCAGGCCGUUCAUGGCCGAGCAACGCUGACGGAGAGAUGAUGGGAAGGGAGCAUGAAAGAUGGGAAGGGGGUGAGAGGAGCGUCCCCACACAGUCGGGUUCGGGCCAUGUGAUGCACAGAGAAGGCAUCCCUGGGCGGGCUGGGUUCGCGCAAGGCGGGACCCCGGAUCCGGGGUCCAGCGGGCCAGGCAGCUUUGCGGGCCAGGAGCGGCCGAACCGGCCCAGCUUCGCCCGGCACUAUUGAAGACUCAGCCCUCCUCACUUUCCACGCUGCCACUGUGUGGAACCGACCCCGGUCAUCGCCUGGAAUUCUGCGUGAGCUGAAACGGAAAACCGCCACACCAUCUCCUAGCUUUGCACAUGAUGUGAACUCCCAAGUGUGUGUCUUGAGUGUGUACGCAUGUGCGUGCAUGUGUGAGUGUGUGUGUGCGUUCUCCACCCCUGACAUGUUCAGAUCUGGGGGAAGCAUUCCAUUUUUCCAUGGACAAUAAAUCUUUUAUUGUGUU